AAACAAACCAAGGUGGCAACUUUAUAAAUCUUCCCUAAAAUAGGAUUGAUCUCUUGUGCUCUCCAGUAAACCCCUGAUAAAGGAACAUGGAGAGAGAAUAAGUGCCAUAGAAGGCGUUGUUCUAAUACUUAAAAGCUUGAUCCGUCCAUUUAAUGGCAUGGCGAACAUGCGGUGGAUUGAAACUGAAGAUAACACUACCAAACGACAUAAAUGGGACGGUACUGUAAGCAAGGCUACCGUCAUGUUGAUUGAGUUUUCUGGAGGAUUUACGAAUUAUGAUAAAAAAAUUAUGCAGUGAUAUCGACAAGAUAUACAGAAAUGCAGUAAGAUUUCUGAGCAAUAAAGGCAGCACGCCCAAACAUCGACCCUGUAUGUUUGUCGUUUUCAGUCAUGGCUAUAAAGUCUACUUUGAAUGCCUCACUCUGGUCACAAACCGUGUCUAUGUCAGAACUCGCAAGGCAGUCAUGGAUGUUCCCUACUCUCCAUAUGGUUUAAAGGUUGCUAUCCAGUAGUUUCCUGGCAUGUUUGCUUGGCGUAAUGCUGUAAUUUGUUCCGUUCAAGAAAAGAUACCUUCCAACAAUGCCAACCUUGAAACUAUACCAGUCCCUGAAACACCUUAAAGUCAUUUACAUGAUUUUUCAAAAGUAAACAAUAAAACAUAGCAC
Rhizopus microsporus ATCC 52813 is the source of this 665-nucleotide messenger RNA. RefSeq lists its product as uncharacterized. NCBI's taxonomy places the organism in Eukaryota, Fungi, Mucoromycota, Mucoromycetes, Mucorales, Rhizopodaceae. The record is from RefSeq and is a predicted model, not a curated record. The coding region runs from base 276 to 512 and encodes 78 amino acids. The transcript has 2 exons.